CUUUCACUGAGAGGAUAACGAGAAGAAAAGGCGGCUCGUCAUCCCGCCGCGUGACUGACGCGCGCUCAUUGUGUUGGCGUUGAGGAUGGCAUGGCAUCGGCGGAAAUAGCAGGUAACGGGCCGGAGCCGCCCGGUCUUCCGCCGGCGUUUCCGUACGACGAGUUCGAGUGUAAAAUCUGCUACAACUAUUUCGACCUCGACCGUCGGGCGCCCAAAAUCUUGGAGUGCCUGCAUACCUUCUGCGAGGAGUGCCUGCACGCGCUGCACUUGCGAGAAGAGCGACCGUUGCGCAUCAGCUGCCCCGUGUGCCGCCACCGGACGCCCGUGCCGGACUUUCGGAUACAGAACCUGCCCAACAACACCAAGGCCACGGAGGACUUUCCUCUUUAUAUAGACUCGGAUCCUUUGCCUCAAGAUGCGCUGCCGCCCCAUACGCCGCCGCUGCACCCCGCGCUCGUGGCGCUCAGGCGCGAGACGGACGCGUCCAGUGCGUCCGCCGCGGGUCACGCGACACCGUCCACCACGACGCUGUCCACCGCGACCACGCUGUCCCAGGAAUCGGUCUCGCGCUACGAUAGCUGCCACGACUGCAGGCGGCUCGCGCUGACCGCCGGAUGCGUGUUUGUCAUCUUCUCGUUCCUGUCCAUGCUCGUGCUGCUCUUCGUGGGACUCAUAUUCGUGCACAGCCACGGCGGGCCGCCCUCGCCCGCGGGACCCCUCUGCCUGUCAUUGGCGAGCAUCCUCGCCAUGGUCUCCGUGGCGGUUACGUGGCUUCUCUGCUGGCUCAAAUACAGCUCGGAGCACGAGACGGGCCGCUCCUCGGCCACUAAUAAUGCGAGCAGGAGAAACGCGUGACAGAUUAUUAUUAUUAUUAUUAUUAGGCUAUUAUAAUAUGUCCAAAACCAAUAUGCAGAUAGCAGGGUGUCAAUUUUAAUGCAAUUAGGCGUUAUAAAAUGGGGUCCUAGAGAGAUAAAGUCGGAAAAAAUUAUUGUAUUUAGCAUUCUUUUAUAAUUAAACACAAACGUUUUCAUACCAAAAAUAAUAUCAGCAUAAUAGUUUAAAGCUUCAGAAGUUCUUAAUAGAGAUUUCCCCCUUUAAAGACAUCAUGCACUUAA
Molecule: messenger RNA, 1115 nt
Organism: Xyrauchen texanus (razorback sucker)
Lineage: Eukaryota; Metazoa; Chordata; Actinopteri; Cypriniformes; Catostomidae
Product: RING finger protein 223-like
Exons: 1
Coding region: 91-855 (254 amino acids)
Biological process (GO): protein ubiquitination
Molecular function (GO): ubiquitin protein ligase activity
Source: RefSeq, a predicted model, not a curated record